UUGUCAGCUUUAAUCACACUAACAAUGCCUUGUUGCAACUUCACCUCUUAUCUGCAUGGCUUCUUCCCUCGUUUAUCAACCCUAGAUUCCACUCAGUUUUACACCUUUCACUAGUAAUGAAGAUUACCAUUUUACCAUCUUUUCCCUUUACUAGGGUUCUUAUUCUGUUUACAUUUCUUCUACUUGGAUGUGUAGCAGAAGACCGAGAUAUUUAUUUGGUUUUAGUGGAAGGUGAACCAGUUGCAUUUCAGCAAUCGCGUGGUUCGUAUAGUAAGGUUUCAGAGGCUCAUGCAGAGAAGUUGGUGAAAACUCAUGAGAAACUUCUUGCCACCACUCUCGACACGGGAAGUUAUAGCAAGGUUUACAGUUUUAAGCACAUUGUCAAUGGAUUUGCUGUUCAUACUUCAGCUUCUCAGGCCAAGAAGUUGAAAAAGGCUCAUGGAGUGAAGUUGAUAGAGAAAGACAGAGGAACCAAACUAAUGACAAGUUACACUCCUCAGUUGUUAGGCUUACCAGAAGGAGUUUGGGCACAAAAAGGUGGAGAGAAAAAUGCAGGGGAAGGUAUUGUGAUUGGCUUCAUCGACACUGGAAUCAAUCCGUUCCACCCUAGCUUUGCUUAUGAUCCAUUAAAUCCGUUCACCUCAAAUAUUUCCCAUUUCUCUGGUGCCUGUGAGGGUGGUCCCAAGUUCCCUACAAUGUCAUGCAAUGGGAAGAUAGUUUCCGCGAGGUAUUUCUCAGCUGGAGCUCAAACAGAUCCAACUUUCAAUGCCUCUGUAGACUUGCUUUCACCCUUUGAUGUUGUUGGACAUGGCAGUCAUGUGGCAUCAACUGCAGCUGGUAAUUAUGGAGUUCCAGUAGUUGUCAAUGGAUAUAACUAUGGAAGAGCUAGUGGGAUGGCGCCACGUGCCCGUAUUGCUGUGUACAAGGCUAUAUAUCCAAGCUUGGGAACUUUAACAGACCUAGUAGCAGCAAUUGAUCAAGCAACAAUGGAUGGAGUUGAUAUCUUGACACUGUCCAUUGGACCAGAUGAACCUCCAGACGAUACACUUACAUUCUUAAGCGUGUUUGAGAUUUUCAUGUUAUCUGCGCGGAAGGCUGGAGUUUUCGUGGUUCAAGCAGCUGGAAAUCAUGGUCCAGACCAGUACUCUGUCGUCUCCUACAGCCCGUGGGCAGUUGGUGUGGCAGCUUCUACCACAGACAGAAGCUACUCCUGUACUCUGAUUCUUGGAAAUGGUCAGAUAAUCACAGGUGUUGGAUUAUCAGGACCGAGCUUCGUGCAUGGAGAUUUACAGUAUAAGCUUGUAAUGGCCAAAGAUGCGGUUAAAGCAAAUGGGACAUUCCCAAGGACAACAGCUUAUAUAGAUGAAUGCCAAUAUGCAGAGGCACUAGAUUUCAAUUUAGUAAAAGGAAGUAUUGUUAUCUGCUCAUUUUCGACAGGCUUCUUGGACGGAACUUCAUCCAUCACCGCUAUUAUUGACACAGCAAGAAACUUAGGCUUCGCGGGUUUUGCCUUUAUUGCAAAUUCAACUUUAGGUGAUUUCAUAGCAGAACCUAUUCCAUUUUCAGUUCCAGGCAUCAUGAUCCCUAGAACCAACGAUUCAGAGAUAAUACUCAAGUACUAUGAACAACAAACUCAUAGAGAGAAGAGAGGAAUUGUGACCAAAUUCUGUGGCAGAGCUGCUAUAAGCGAGGGAAGAACAGCAUCUUAUAAAGGACGAUCACCAGUUGUUAGCAGAUUCUCUUCAAGAGGGCCUGAUUUCAUCGACAUUAAAAGAAACCCAACGGACGUCCUUAAGCCAGACAUAUUAGCACCAGGACACCAAAUAUGGGCAGCUUGGAGUCCAAUGAGUGUUCUUGAUCCCAUUCUUUCGGGUUCUAAUUUUGCCCUCCUCUCUGGUACAAGCAUGGCAACACCUCAUAUAGCCGGUAUAGCUGCAUUACUCAAACAGCAUUAUCCUCUAUGGACUCCUUCGAUGAUUGCCUCCGCAAUGUCAACUACUGCAGUUAGGCAUGAUAAUCAAGGAGAAGCUAUAAUGGCAGAAGGCUCAGAUCUUUAUAGACUCUAUCCAUCCACCCCAUUUGAUUUUGGCGCUGGCUUCGUCAGUCCACCCCAUGCUGUUGAUCCGGGCCUAGUCUUUCCUUCAGAAUACGAAGAUUACAUGAGUUUCUUGUGCUCCUUGCCAAACACGGAUCCAGAAACAGUACAGACAGCCACGGGUGGAUCCUGCAGCAUCCACUCUUUUGACAAUCCGUCUGAUCUCAACAUUCCAUCAGUGACAAUAUCAGCGUUAGCAGGUGCACGAGUAGUACGAAGGAGAGUACAGAACGUUUCAGGCAAACCAGAAUCGUAUCUGGUGGGAGUAGUCCCACCUGAAGGAGUGAUGGUUGAAAUAAUUCCACCUUGGUUUACGGUAUCUCCAGAAGGUGUCCAAGAUUUAGUAUUCAAACUCAAUGUCACAAAAGUACUGGAUGACUAUAGCUUUGGUGAGAUUGUUCUUACAGGAAGCUUGAAUCAUGUGGUGAGAAUUCCUAUAUCAGUCUGGCCUGUUUUAAUGGCCUAACAGGAUCAGGUGUUGGACUUAUAUUGAAUAAUAUGCUUGAUGCAAACAGAACAGCCACAUCACAGAAGAGUGUACACAUCACAGACUUUUUUCCAUUUAUAUAAUCUGAUAUAUUAAAAAUCUUACUUGAUUUUGCUUGCA
Messenger RNA from Daucus carota subsp. sativus, 2702 nucleotides. Its product is annotated as subtilisin-like protease SBT2.4. Lineage: Eukaryota; Viridiplantae; Streptophyta; Magnoliopsida; Apiales; Apiaceae. Gene Ontology annotation, biological process: proteolysis. Gene Ontology annotation, molecular function: serine-type endopeptidase activity. The transcript has 10 exons. Bases 117 to 2561 code for a protein of 814 amino acids. The record is from RefSeq and is a predicted model, not a curated record.